Messenger RNA from Microthlaspi erraticum, 1467 nucleotides. The record is from the annotation of a GenBank genome assembly. Lineage: Eukaryota; Viridiplantae; Streptophyta; Magnoliopsida; Brassicales; Brassicaceae.
AUGGAUCAACUGUUGCAGAGAGAGAUAGAACAGCUAAAGUCUCUUGUAAGAUACAGAAAAGUACAGCCCCACAGAGUCUCAAGUGAUGAGGAAAAUGAACUUUUAGUGCGUCGUGAAAUGGAGACAGCCCUUCGACGAAAGCUGUUCUUGGAAGAUUGUAGAAGCGACAAUUCUUCUAUCCCCAAGGAAGCAAAGAAACUAGUGAGUGAAAUCACAGGUUUGGAGCUGCAAGUGAUGUACUUAGAAAGAUAUCUUCUUUUGCUAUACCGAAGAUUCUUCAACAAAAUCAUUACAUCUAACCUAGAAUCAGAGGAGAAAGAGAGAUCAGAUGAUAUUCUUGCGUCUAAUAAACCCGUUGAUUCACCAAAAAACGUGGUCUGCAGCCCGCAGAAAGUUCUAGAUGACUCUGGAAUAUUCCGCAGCCACUCAUCCUUGUCUCAUUGUUCAGGCUAUUCCUUUAGAAUGUCUCCCCAAGCAAUGGACUCAUCAUAUCAUCACUCUCUUCCUUUCUCACUGCUUGAGCAAGCUGAUAUCGACACGAUGAUGAGGACAUAUGUUUCUGAAAACGUUUCUGAAACACCAAACAGUUUGUCUGAAGAGAUGGUCAAGUGCAUCUCAGAAGUUAUUCGUCAACUCGCGGAUCAAGAAACACUCAAAGGUGAUCGAGAAUCGAGCAGCCCUUUUGGCGGGAAAGAGCGUCUGAAAGUCAUUAACAGACCUUACGAAAAAUUAUUAAUGGUGAAAUCGAUAUGUAGAGACUCGGAGAAGUUAAAUGAAGUUGAACCUGCUUUAAAGCAUUUCAGGUCCCUUGUUAAUAAGUUAGAAGGAGUGAAUCCAAGGAAGUUGAAUCAUGAAGAGAAGCUAGCUUUCUGGAUUAAUAUACACAACUCUCUCGUUAUGCACUCGAUUCUUGUGUAUGGGAACCCAAAGAACAGUAUGAAAAGAGUAUAUGGGUUGUUGAAGGCAGCGUAUAACGUUGGAGGUCGAAGCUUGAACUUAGAUACCAUUCAGACUUCAAUUCUCCGUUGCCGGGUCUCUCGUCCAGGACAGGUAUUUAGGUUCUUGUUUGCGUCUAGAACAAAGGGUAAAGCUGGAGAUUUGGGUAAAGACUAUGCUAUAACUCAACCUGAGCCUCUUCUUCAUUUCGCUCUUUGCUCUGGAAACUUCUCAGAUCCAUCCGUCCGUAUUUACACACCCAAGAACGUGAAGAUGGAACUUGAUCGUGGUAGAGAAGAGUAUGUAAGAUCAAACGUAGGAAUCUCUAAAGACAACAAGCUUCUUUUACCGAAGCUCGUUGAAUUGUAUGCUAAAGACACUGCACUGUGCCACGUCGGAGUCGUCGACAUGAUCAGGAACUCGCUGCCUUGUGAAGCAAGAAACAAAAUCCAGCAGUGUCAGAACAAGAAGCUUGGGAGAUUCGUCAUAGAUUGGGUCGCACAUGAUUUCAGAUUCAGGUUGCUUCUCUGA